AUGGAAUCAACUCCAAAACUAGCAGAGGUGGUUUUUGUUUUUUUAAGCAUCAUUAUUAAAUUAAGAGCACUUGCCAGCAUCUCUUCUGUGGAACAGGCACCGGAGAUCUGGAAGCUGGCUGAGCGAACCCUCCCCUUCACUCUGGAGUGCCUUACGCCUCAUGAAUGUUACCUAACGGAGGGAGCAGAGUCAUGCCUCAGCUCCGUCCUGUAUCAAAAACUCUGCUGCUUGGCUGCAACAGGCCACCAUGGCAGGAUUCUUGGGAUGCUCUGGAGCCUUCUGACCCUCUCUGAGUGUCACUGGCAUCAACUGCUGUUGCUGCGCCUGCACCUCUGCAGAGAGUGUAAAUCUGUCUGGACUGGAAAACCAGGACGUUGGGAGAUGCCCUGCUCCUCUUCCAGUGGAAGUUCCCAAGGACUCCUGGUCCAAAGCGCACAAAGGCGGGGGAGCAGCUUCCUUUCCUGUCCAACCGGGAAGCCUGCAUCUUCAUCAUGCAGCAUUUCUGCAGAUAUAUUUCCUGCCCCACUUUGGUUUUCAAUGCUACCUGGUUUGUAUAUCAAUAAAGAGUUGUUUUAA
Messenger RNA from Podarcis lilfordi (Lilford's wall lizard), 576 nucleotides. The record is from the annotation of a GenBank genome assembly. NCBI's taxonomy places the organism in Eukaryota, Metazoa, Chordata, Lepidosauria, Squamata, Lacertidae.